This is a messenger RNA of Protopterus annectens (West African lungfish), 2136 nucleotides long. Its product is annotated as extracellular calcium-sensing receptor-like. Gene Ontology annotation, molecular function: G protein-coupled receptor activity. The transcript is spliced from 5 exons. The coding region runs from base 1 to 2136 and encodes 711 amino acids. NCBI's taxonomy places the organism in Eukaryota, Metazoa, Chordata, Ceratodontiformes, Protopteridae. Gene Ontology annotation, biological process: G protein-coupled receptor signaling pathway. Gene Ontology annotation, cellular component: membrane. The record is from RefSeq and is a predicted model, not a curated record.
AUGUGUGAAAUCAGUAUAGCCACUAAGAUCAGCUAUCGUUCCACAGUAUCUCUCUUGAGUGACAAACAGCAAUUCCCUUCUUUUGUACGUACAUUAAGCAGUCUGACUGCUCAGGUUAUUGGUAUCACUCAGUUGAUGAAACACUUUGACUGGACAUGGGUUGGCAUUCUAGCAUCGGACAAUGACCAAGGAAUAGAACCCAGUCAGGAUCUCUUGCAGGAACUGACCAAAAGAGGCAGCUGUGUAGCUUUUCUAGAAAUACUACCUGCAUACAAUUCUGAGAGUAAACUUCAUCAAAUUGUUGAGAAGAUCAGGUCAUCCUCAGCAAAAGUAAUAAUUGUGUGUUCAACACAGCUAUACCUUAUACCACUAAUGGAAGAAGUCACAGUGCAGAACAUAAGUAAUAAAAUCUGGAUAGCCCCAUUCACAUGGAUAAACUCUUUAGUGUUCUAUAUCAAGGACUACUGGAAGACAUUAAAUGGUACAUUAGGUUUCACAAUGUACAACCCAGAAAUUACUGAAUUUCAAGAUUUUGUGAACAACCUUAUUCCUUCAACAAGUGAUGACAUUUUUCUGAUUCUUUUCUGGGAAACAAUUUUCCACUGUAAGUGGAUGCCUAAACAUAACACCUCAAUAUCUUUAUUGGAUGAGUUAGGUAACAAAAUAACAUUUUGUGCAGGUACUGAAAGCCUAAAGAAAUUACAGACUUUGGUAUAUGAAUCUUACAGCUUCCAAGAAGCAAUUAGUGCAUACAAUGCUGUAUAUGCUGCAGUCCAUGCACUGAAUAGACUGUUAUCAUGUGAUUCUAAGGAUGUGAUCUCAAAGAACAAAUCAUGUGCUGGUGUUGCAAGUCUUCAGCCAUGGCAGCUUCUGAACUUCAUCAAGGUUGUCCAUUUUGUCAAUGCAGCAGGCCAGGAGGUAUAUUUUGAUGCAAAUGGUGACAUGCCAAAUCAGUUUGACAUUCAGAACUUUCAGUUUUUCCUGAAUGGAACAAGCCGGAUUGUAAAAGUAGGCAUUUUCAAAUCAUGGGCCCCAAAUGAUCAGGAAAUUCAAAUAGAUAAAAGAUCCAUUUUGUGGACUGGUGGUGCUACAGAGGUCCCACGUGCUGUGUGCAGUGAAAGCUGUAGCCCAGGAUAUAGGAAAUCUACCCUAAAGGGACAGCCUGUAUGCUGUUUUGACUGUAUCCCAUGCUCUGAGGGUGAAAUAUCAAACCAUUCUGACAGCAAUGAUUGCAUAAGGUGUGCAGAUGAUCAGUGGCCAGCUAAUGGACAAGAAAAGUGCAUUCCUAAAACAAUUGAAUUACUCUCCUACAAGGAACCUUUAGGAGUAUCUUUAUCUGCUAUCUGUAUAAUCUGUUCCAUCAUUACUGCAUCUGUCCUCUGCAUUUUCGUCAAAUUUAAAGACACACCAAUCAUCAAGGCCAACAACCGAAGUCUGAGUUACCUGCUACUGUUUGCUCUUAUUCUCUGCUUCCUCUGCUCUUUGAUAUUUAUUGGCUAUCCUAAAAGGGAAACCUGCCUCUUUCGGCAAGCUGCUUUUGGUGUUAUUUUCUCCUUCAGUGUUUCCUGCAUUUUGGCAAAAACAGUUACAGUCAUCAUUGCUUUUAAUUUCACCAAACCCAGCAGCUGUAUGAGAAAAUGGAUGGGAACUAAGAUACCUAUCUGUAUGAUUAUAUUCUGCUCACUGAUUCAAGUUAGCAUAUGUGCUACAUGGCUUUCUACUGCUCCCCCCUUUCCUAAUGCCAAUAUUGUGAUAAAGCCUGGAAUAAUCAUUCUGGAGUGUCAAGAAGGGUCCUCAACUGCAUUUGGUUUCAUGUUGGGAUACAUGGGAUUUCUAUCACUUCUAUGCUUUGCAAUUGCAUUCCUGGCAAGGAAGUUACCUGAUACCUUUAAUGAAGCACAGCUAAUAACCUUCAGUAUGAUUGUUUUUGUCAGUGUGUGGGCUGCUUUCAUCCCAGCGUACCUCAGCACUCAGGGCAAAUACAUGGUUGCUGUAGAAGUGUUUGCUAUCUUGGCUUCUGCCUCUGGAAUGCUCUGCUCAAUAUUUGUUCCUAAAUGUUACAUAAUCUUGCUGAAGCCAGAGAAAAACACCAGGAAAGUCAUAUCUGGCAAGACUGUCCAUAGUACUACAGAGUGA